UUCAAGCUUUUAAAGGGUUGAGUCAAAUUCUGCAUGCUGUCUAUAUAAGAAGAGGAAGAUGGAGGAGGCCCCAAGAAUAUCAAAUUAGCCAAAAGAGGGAUAGGAAAAGGAGAGAAAACUGAAGAAAACCUAUGGAGGCUGCUUUGGGAAAGUCUAAUAGCCAUGGAGGAUCAGAAAGUGAAGAGAAGACAGUAGUUCUUGAAUCUAGUAGUAUUGCAGAUGAGCAAGAAGCUGGUCACAAAGAAGAAAUUGCUCUCAAAGUUGGAAAUGGAAGGCCAUGCCAGGAGAAUAAUGAAGUGAAAUCAUCUUCACCUAAACAAAAAGAUUUGAGUUGCAAGCAGAUAUCAACCACAAGUAAUAUAAAGGGGUCCUCGGCGGAACCUGAUCAUUCAGUGGCAUCUACUUCACCAAGUAUAAAGGAACAGGAUUGUCAGCUUGAAUCUGCAAGAGCCGAAAUGCGUGAAGUUCGAGAAGAAAACCAAAGGCUGAAGAAGUACUUAGAUCAGAUAACGGAGGAGUACCAGACACUUCAAAUGCAGUUAUAUGACAUUCAACAAAAAGCAAACAGGUCCAAGGACAUUGCAAUUCCAAGUACUAAUAAGAAGUAUGAUCAAGAUGAGGAAUCCGAGCUUGUGUCACUCAGCCUCGGAUCAUUUUCUGGCAAACCUAAAUGGAAUCAAAAGAAUGAUAAAAACCCUAGCACUAGUCAAGGCAAAGUAGAAAAUGAGUCAGAUGGAGAAAGCUUGUCUUUGGGGCUAGACUGCAAAUAUGAAGCACCUAAAUCAAGUGCUACAACUAAUCAAGUGCCCUUGGCCAAUCCAAGCCCUGGAAGCAGCCUUGAAGAAGUGCCCAAGGAAGAAGCUGGUGAGACUUGGCCACCAAGAAAAGUUCUCAAGACAGUGAGAUCAAGUGGUAUGGAAGAUGAAGUUGCGCAACAGAGCCCAGCCAAGAAAGCUAGGGUUUCAGUGAGAACUAGAUGUGACACCCCAACGAUGAAUGAUGGAUGCCAAUGGAGGAAAUAUGGGCAAAAAAUUGCAAAAGGAAAUCCAUGUCCUCGUGCUUACUACCGUUGCACCAUUGCACCUUCGUGUCCAGUAAGAAAACAGGUACAAAGAUGUGCAGAGGACAUGUCCAUCUUAAUUACCACCUAUGAAGGAAAUCACAAUCACCCACUUCCAAUGUCAGCCACAGCAAUGGCUUCCACCACCUCUGCAGCCGCUUCCAUGCUAUUAUCCGGCUCAUCAUCAAGCUCCGGCCGCUUGAACCCAUCAGCUACCGCCACCAGUACUACCGCUGCGCACGAUCUUCAUGGUUAUAAUUUCUAUCUUUCUGAUAACUCAAAAUCCAGAUUCUACAUACCCAACUCUUCACUCUCAUCUUCUGUCCCAACAAUCAUCUUAGACCUCACUUCAAAACCUUCAUCAACAUCCAAUUCCAUUUCCCAUUUCAACAAAUUCUCUUCGUCAUCAAGUUCUUCCCAUCAACUUUACCCUCCCACAAGCCUCAACUUUGGAUCAAAUUCUGAGUCCAGCACCGACAUGUCUUGGAGUAAUAAUGGGCUCCCUUCCUAUGGGACCCACUUACCUCCAUAUAAUAUCUGUAACAAGAAUCAAAGUGCGCCACUAAGUAGUCUUGGAAUCAGGCAGCAGCCCAUGCAAAACAACAUCUACCAAAAUUACAUGCAGAAGAAUAUCAACCCUCACCCUAAUCCUCCUCAAGAAGUUCCUCAUCAAUUUCAACCAGACUCUAUUGCAGCUGCCACCAAGGCAAUCACAUCUGACCCUAGCUUUCAAUCCGCCUUAGCAGCCGUGCUCACAUCAAUCAUUGGCAGCAACAGUACUGCUGGGACCACUGGCAUUACUGGAACCCUAGGUCAUAUUAAUCAAGCAGGUGGUGGAGACAGUAGUAUCAGUUUGGCUCAGAAAUUCAAAUGGAGUGACCACUUUCCAGGAAGUACUACUACUACUACUACUACUACUACUACAUCUUCUUCUUCACCAUUCCUUCAAUCACAGAUAGGUAAUAACAGUAGUAGUAUUGGAUGUGCAUCAAGCUAUUUGAACAAAACAACUCCGCCGAAUUCGCAGCCGGGGAGCUUGAUGUUUCUGCCACCUUCAUUGCCAUUUUCAAGUGCCCCCAAGAGUGCAUCUGCAUCUCCUGAUGAUACUAGAGAUCACAAGAGUUCAUAGUUUAUGAAUUGAAAAAUAAAUAUUUAUUAUUUGUAAACAUUUAAUUGAUUCAAACAAGGUAAUUAAACCGAGUUUUUUUUUUUGUGUAUUUUAGUCUGUGUUAUUUAAGAAAUAGCAGUGGUGAUGGUAGGGUUGUAAAUUGUAUUUAAUCCUGGACGUGGAAAGGAUUGACGAUUUGAUUA
Pyrus x bretschneideri (Chinese white pear) is the source of this 2371-nucleotide messenger RNA. Its product is annotated as WRKY transcription factor 72B. The record is from RefSeq and is a predicted model, not a curated record. Gene Ontology annotation, biological process: regulation of DNA-templated transcription. Gene Ontology annotation, molecular function: sequence-specific DNA binding; DNA-binding transcription factor activity. Lineage: Eukaryota; Viridiplantae; Streptophyta; Magnoliopsida; Rosales; Rosaceae.